This is a messenger RNA of Chanos chanos (milkfish), 750 nucleotides long. Its product is annotated as transmembrane protein 150A. NCBI's taxonomy places the organism in Eukaryota, Metazoa, Chordata, Actinopteri, Gonorynchiformes, Chanidae. The transcript is spliced from 7 exons. Gene Ontology annotation, cellular component: plasma membrane. The coding region runs from base 1 to 750 and encodes 249 amino acids. Gene Ontology annotation, biological process: protein localization to plasma membrane. The record is from RefSeq and is a predicted model, not a curated record.
AUGGUCUUCUGGAUCUUCUUACCUAUCACACUAGCAGCUGUCAAACUGGUCGGCACCUGGACAGUGUAUGGCAUAGCAUUAAGAAACAACCACGUGUGCGCCCUUAAUGACUGGGGAUAUACAAACACCUGCAGAGGCAAUGAAACAGAAAACUGCUGCUCACUCAAUAAUGUACCCACCAUAAGCACAAGCGGGAUGAAUUUUCCAGAAAAUUCUCUCUUCAGUGCGACAGUCAAUGCUGGGGCAUUUUUGUUCCUGGUGUUCUGUGUUUUCCACCACGCUCAUAUUUUGACGCGGAAUGGGUCUCAGUCCCUGCUCAGUAAAAUCGCCCUGUCGUUUGGCUGUGUAUCUUCAGCUGGUGCUUUUGUGGCCGGGAACUGCAACCCAGGUGAACUGGUGUUGCUGCAUUACCUGGGUGCAGCGGUGAGCUUCGUGUGCGUCUGUCUCUACUGCAUCCUGCUGACCUCUCUGACUAUCCGCUGUCUUCUGACCGGGAUGGAGAGCGUUCUUUACCCUGUACGGAUCGUCUCCACCAGCAUCCAAAUCACCGUCACCGUUAUCUACUGUAUCUUCUUUGUGCAGGAGGUUUACUUUUACAAACACAUAUCUGCAGUUUUUGAAUGGAUUCUGAGUGUGAACAUGGAGCUGUAUGAACUCACUUUCAUCGUGGAAUUUUAUUACUUCUCCUCUUCCAUGUUAUCAACACUGCUGGAGAAAAAAGAGGAGCAGAAACCUCUGAUUCUCUCCUGA